UCUCCUGUUUUGAAAGGUUUCCGUGUGGCUCUUCCCGUAGGUGACCGUAUUCAGCCGGUAAAGCGGGGCUGGAUGAGCUGGAAGGCUUCGUUCAGUAUGGGUGAAGACACCAGCCCCAUCAGUGUUAUCCUGGUGAGCUCAGGAAGCAGGGGGAAUAAGCUGCUUUUUCGAUACCCUUUCCAGAGAAAUCCAGAGGCGCAAUCCUUACAUACAAGUAAUCCAAGAAGCUGCUAUGCUUUAAAUAACACUGGAGACAACACGGAGGAUCCUGAUGGAGAUUCCAAAGAGCCAUGUCCUCCAACCGAUGAGCAGUUGGUUGCAGGAUUUUCAGAUGUCAUACUUGCGACCAUAUUGGCUACAAAAUCUGAUAUGUGCGGUAAAAAAUUUGAGCUGAAGAUUGACAAUGUGCGUUUUGUUGGCCACCCGACUCUGCUUCAGCAUGCUCCGUGCCAGGUGUCAAAAACGGAUCCCUCACCAAAAAGAGAAAUGCCAACCAUGAUCCUUUUUAAUGUCGUCUUUGCCCUGAGGGCAAAUGCAGACCCUUCUGUGAUAAACUGUCUGCACAAUCUGUCUAGAAGAAUUGCCAUUGUUUUGCAGCAUGAGGAGCGCCGCUGCCAGUAUCUAACCAGAGAGGCGAAGCUGAUCCUGGCAAUACAGGAUGAAGUGUCUGCAAUGUCUGAAACAGAUGAAGGUCCUCAGUCACCAUUUCACCAUAUUUUACCCAAGUGCAAACUAGCAAGAGACUUAAAGGAAGCUUAUGACAGCCUCUGUACUACCGGUGUGGUCCGUCUUCAUAUAAACAACUGGCUGGAAGUAAGCUUUUGCUUACCACAUAAAAUUCAUUGUGUUGGAGCAAAUUUUAUUCCUCCAGAGGCAAUAGAAAGAAGUUUAAAGUCUAUCAGGCCCUAUCAUGCUCUUCUGCUCCUUAAGGAUGAGAAAAGCUUGCUGAAUGAUCUUCCACUGGAUUGCUCUCCGGCCUUAGUAAGAAUUAUCAAGUCUGCAAGUGCUGUAAAGAACCUGCAGCAGCUAGCUCAGGAUGCGGACCUCGCUUUACUACAGGUAUUCCAGCUUGCGGCACACUUGGUAUACUGGGGUAAAGCUAUUAUCAUUUAUCCACUGUGUGAAAACAAUGUCUACAUGUUAUCACCAAAUGCAAAUGUGGGCCUCUAUUCAUCUUUGGCAGAGCAGUUUUCCCAUCAGUUUCAAGCACAUGAUCUCCCCUCAAUUCUCUCGAAAUUUUCUCUGCCUGUUUCUUUAUCGGAGUUUAAGAACCCGUUAUCACCACCAGGGCAAGAGCCUCACCUAAUUCAGAUGGUAGUUUGGAUGCUUCAACGUCGACUUCUAAUCCAGAUCCACACAUUUGUUUGCCUCCUGGUCCCACCCAAAGAAGAUGCCACUUUGUCAAAAGAUGAAGAUACACCUUUUGCUGCCAGAGUUGGUGGACGGAGUUUAAGCACACCAAAUGCACUAAGCUUUGGCUCACCAACCAGUAGCGAUGAUAUGACUCUAACCAGUCCGAGCAUGGACAACUCCAGUGCUGAGCUGCUCCCAGGAGGAGAUUCUCCAGUUAACAAAAGAGCAACAGAGAAUCUUCUUGCAAGUCUGUCUCAGAAUGAGAGGGAAGCCAUUCUCAAUGUUCCAGCAGCUCAAAAUCAAGAGGACCUCAAAAUGUUUGCAAGGCUUUUGCACUAUUUCCGAGGUCGCCAUCAUCUUGAAGAGAUCAUGUACAAUGAAAACAUGCGCCGCUCGCAGCUAUUAAUGCUGUUUGAUAAAUUUCGGAGUGUACUGGUAGUGACCAACCAUGAAGAUCCAGUUAUAUCUGUCUUUCAGUCUGUCAUUCCUUGACUAAUUUGCCAAUUGCUGCUAAUGUUUUCCUUUUGUACAGAUUUUAAUUUAUUAAAGCACUGAUAUGAAAA
Messenger RNA from Bufo bufo (common toad), 1916 nucleotides. It is a transcript of the gene NPRL3, whose product is annotated as NPR3 like, GATOR1 complex subunit. The coding region runs from base 73 to 1845 and encodes 590 amino acids. Gene Ontology annotation, biological process: TORC1 signaling; negative regulation of TORC1 signaling; positive regulation of autophagy. The record is from RefSeq and is a predicted model, not a curated record. Lineage: Eukaryota; Metazoa; Chordata; Amphibia; Anura; Bufonidae. Gene Ontology annotation, cellular component: GATOR1 complex. The transcript is spliced from 15 exons.